Messenger RNA from Perca fluviatilis (European perch), 7430 nucleotides. It is a transcript of the gene ric1, whose product is annotated as RIC1 homolog, RAB6A GEF complex partner 1. Gene Ontology annotation, molecular function: protein binding. Gene Ontology annotation, cellular component: cytosol; Golgi membrane; Ric1-Rgp1 guanyl-nucleotide exchange factor complex. NCBI's taxonomy places the organism in Eukaryota, Metazoa, Chordata, Actinopteri, Perciformes, Percidae. The record is from RefSeq and is a predicted model, not a curated record. The transcript is spliced from 27 exons. Bases 501 to 4835 code for a protein of 1444 amino acids. Gene Ontology annotation, biological process: intracellular protein transport; retrograde transport, endosome to Golgi.
CACAUUCUUGUAAAGAUGGCGACGGUGAGGCACAGAGGAGUGAAAACUGGACGCUUUACCGUUAUUAAACACCGCUGGUCCAGACACCGUAAGAAUUGACACGGCAGCGGGAGAGAAAGUGAAUCGACCCAUUUGUCAGCAGCAGCAAGCUGUUUAGUGCUGCGUGCUGUCGCUGCGGGCCUGGUUGCUUCUGUUUUCGGUUAGGCUGUCGUUGCCUUGGAUAGCUAUUUAGCUUCAAGUUGGAAAGCGAAUGCUAACAGAGGGCUAGCUAGCUGUGUAGCUUCAUCGGCUGCUGGAAGCUCUCUGUACGGCAUUCAUGGAUUUAUAACCUGACCAGGGGCGAACGCUGGACUGCAUGUGCAUUUUUUUUAAGUUUUCAUUUUUUACGGAAACAGCGCCCAUGACUCGCUUGGAUUAAACACUUUAGGGGGAAUACGGGGCACCGACGAUCUGGCAUUGCGACACUGUUUGGAGUGUCGAGGCGGAGUGAGUUUGCCGUCAUGUAUUUUCUAACCGGCUGGCCCCGGAGGCUGCUUUGUCCGCUGAGGAGUGAAGAGGAGCCCUUCCACAUCCAGCCCAGCUCCCAGAGGUUUUACUUUGCCGUCUUGUCGGAGACACAGCUCAGCAUUUGGUUUAGUCGGCCCAGUGUUUUGAUAGUCAGCUAUAUCGAGUCUGCAAAGGCGGCUGCCCAGUUUGGCUUCUACCAGAAGGCAGAAUGGAAACCAGACGACUCCAUGAUAGCUGUGGCGACUGCCAAAGGCUACAUUCUCCUGUUUGAUGUGCUGGGUGGAGGGGAUGACAAGUCCCUCUAUGAGCCUGUCUAUCCAAAAGGAAGUCCUCGUGUGAAGGUGACCCCGGGUUAUAAGGAGGAGCAAUGUGCCCCCGCACUCUCUUUAGAGAUGAAGAAGCCUGUGGAUCUUGAGGCCCCCAUCACCAGUCUGCAGUCCCUCCAGGAGGACUUAUUGGUGUGCACUGCAGACGGCUACCUCCAUGUGCUGCACUGGGACGGGUUAGGCAGCAACGGACGCAAGGCCAUCUGCCUCACUACAAUCCCCUUCUCGCUAGACCUGCAGUCUGCUCGAGGUGGUCCCUCUCUGGACCUGGAGGGAGUGUAUAUCCGUUGUAUGGAGUAUUGUGUGACCCUGGACGGCUUCGCUGUGGUUCUGAGUGACGGACGCUUGGGCUUUAUCACACCGCUCAGUAACACCAUCACCGCAGAUCAGCUGCAGGGCGUCUGGGCAGCAGAUGUGACUGAUGGCACCUGUGUGGCUGUCAACAACAAGUACAGACUGAUGGCCUUUGGCUGUGCCAGCGGCUCAGUGCUGGUGUACAUGAUAGACACCACGACAGGAUCCAUGCAGCUCUCCCACAAACUGGAGCUCACCCCAAAACACUACCCAGACAUCUAUAACAAGACGGGUCCAGUCAAGCUGAUCUGCUGGUCACCUGACUACAGUGUUGCCAUGGUUACAUGGGAGUGUGGUGGCCUAUCGCUGUGGAGUGUCUUCGGAGCCCACCUCAUCUGCACUCUGGGAGAGGAUUUUGCGUAUCGCUCUGAUGGUACCAAGAAGGACCCUAUUAAAAUUAGCUCUAUGUGCUGGGGAGCAGAGGGCUACCACCUAUGGGUGCUCCCGAACAAACCGGAGAGAGGAAGGCAGGAGGAACAGCAGCAAGAGGAGGAGGAGAUGGUCACACCUCCCCACCCCUCCCUGCAGGCCGGCAUACUGCAGUUCCACUUCAUUAAGAGUGCCCUCACAGUCAACCCCUGCACGAGUAACCAGGAGCAGGUGUUGCUCCAUGGUGAAGACCGCCUCUACCUGACCUGUGGUGACCCCUCGCAGGUCCACAGCACCGCUGACACACAUCCGCACACACACUUACACCCACACGAUGGCAGCCCGCUGCACCAUCCCCCCAACCCCGACUCUUCUCUCUCUCAGGGACUAAGCACUUUAUUGGGACACAAGCACUGGCAUGUGGUCCAGAUUCACAGCACAUACCUAGAGAGCAACUGGCCUAUACGGUUUGCAGCCAUAGACACAGCAGGCCAGUGCAUGGCUGUUGCAGGGAGGCGGGGCUUUGCACACUACUCCUUAUUCACAAGGAAAUGGAAGCUGUUUGGAAACAUCACUCAGGAGCAGAACAUGACCGUGACGGGAGGUCUGGCUUGGUGGAAGGACUUUGUGGUGGUGGCCUGUUACAAUUUUAUAGACCAGCAAGAGCAGUUGAGGCUCUAUCAACGCUCCUCCAACCUGGACAACGCUUUUGCAUCCGUGACUAAGCUGCAAUCAGACACUCUGUUGCUCAAUGUCUUCAGAGACAUGAUCAUCCUGUUCAGAGCUGACUGCUCCAUCUGCCUCUAUAGCAUAGAGAGGAGGAACGACAGUCCACACCCGACAGCCAGCGUAGAGUUGUUGCAGGAGGUGUCAAUGUCUCGCUACAUCCCUCACCCUGCCCUCGUGGUUUCUGUCACACUCACCUCUGUGCGCACAGAGACUGGCAUCACAUUGAAAGCCCCGCAGCAGGCCUGCAUGGCAGAGAGCAUCAUGUUGAAUCUGGCUGGCCAGUUGAUCAUGCUGCAGAGGGACCGUUCAGGACCACAGGUACGAGAGAAGGAGACGCCUGCCAACAACAAGAAGCUGCUACCAUUUUGUCCUCCGGUGGUGCUGGCCCAGUGUGUGGAGAAUGUGUGGACCACCUGUCGCUCCAACAGGAAGAAGCGCCACCUGCUGGAGGCCCUGUGGUUGUCCUGCGGUGAGGCGGGCAUGAAAGUCUGGCUGCCGCUGUUUCCCCGAGACCAUCGCAAGCCCCACUCCUUUCUCUCCAGGCGCAUCAUGCUGCCCUUCCACAUCAACAUCUACCCGCUGGCUGUGCUUUUCGAGGAUGCCCUGGUACUGGGGGCAACCAAUGAGACUGUGCUCUACGAUGGGCUGCAGGGAUCCUCUGAGCCUCUGGAGACGCUGUUCCCCUACUGCACCGUAGAGAGGACCUCCCAGAUCUACCUCCAUCACAUCCUGAGGCAGCUGCUGGUCCGCAAUCUUGGUGAACAGGCUUUGAUGCUGGCUCAGUCGUGUGCCUCCCUCCCCUACUUCCCGCAUGUCAUGGAGCUGAUGGUGCACGUCGUACUGGAAGAAGAGGCCACGUCACGGGAGCCCAUCCCCGACCCUCUGCUGCCCACCGUGGCCAAGUUCAUCACCGAGUUCCCCCUCUUCCUCCAGACCAUCGUCCACUGUGCCAGGAAGACGGAGUACGCCCUGUGGAACUACCUGUUUGCCGCUGUGGGAAACCCCAAAGAUCUGUUUGAGGAGUGUCUCAUGGCUCAGGACCUGGACACCGCAGCCUCCUAUCUGAUUAUACUGCAGAACAUGGAGGUCCCAGCGGUGAGCAGACAACACGCCACUCUACUCUUUAACACAGCGCUUGAGCAGGGCAAAUGGGACCUCUGCCGGCACAUGAUCCGAUUCCUCAAAGCUAUUGGCUCUGGGGAGAUGGAGACUCCGCCCCCAACACCCACCACUCAGGAACCCAGCUCAACUGGCGGUUUUGAGUUCUUCAGAAACCGAAGUAUCAGUUUGUCGCAGUCGGCAGAUGCCAUCACUACGGGCAAGUUCAACCUGCAGAAGACCUUCAGUAUGCCCUCUGGACCAUCAUCUAAAGGUCGGGAUGCGGAGUGCGCAGAGAACAUGUAUAUUGACAUGAUGCUCUGGCGCCACGCCCGCCACCUCCUAGAGCAGGUACGCCUCCGCGACCUGGGUUGCUUCUCUGCACAGCUGGGCUUCGAACUCAUCGGCUGGUUGUGUCGCGAACGAAACCGCGUGGCCCGCGUUGAGGAUUUUGUUUCUGCGCUGAAGAGACUCCAUAAGGAUUUUCUCUGGCCCUUCCCUGUUAUUCCUGUGGGCAGCGUCAGCUCGCCUCUGAAGAACGGACGGUGUCGCCCGGUGCUGAGCACGCGACUGUUGAAGUCGCAGUCAGCUGACAGCCUGUUGAACAGCGACAUGGACACGGCGCCCCCUCAGGCAGCUCCCAGCAACCUCACGUGGCUGGACGGGCUCGGCCAGAGGGCCAAAGACAUGGACACGGCGUCGUCUGCUCACUCCAACCAACACUCGCCGCAGACACAUGAUGCGUUCCUGUCCCUGCUCACCAACAAAGUGGAAGAGUACAGUGUCGGCUCGGCCACAGACCUGACAGAGACCAGCUCGGUGGUGGAUGGGGAUUGGACGAUGGUUGAUGAGAACUCCUCUACUCUGAGCCUGAGCCAGGCCGAGUUGGAGCACAUCUCCAUGGAGCUGGCCAACAAAGGCCCACACAAGUCCCAGGUGCAGCUCAGGUAUCUCCUUCAUGUGUUCAUGGAGGCGGGCUGUCUGGAGUGGUGUGUAGUGAUUGGUUUGAUCCUGCGGGACGCCAACGUCAUAAAGCAGGUGAUUGGCUUCCUGGACAGCCCCGAGGUUCCCCAAGAAACUGUGCAGAGUGUCCGCAACGGCUUAUUGGCUGUCGACACAUGGGUCUCCACUGACUGCCUGGGUUACAAACCAUUUCUCCACCUGAUCCAGCCGCAGCUGCAGGAGCUGAUGGAUUCAGCAGCUGAGCAGGUGCAGCCUGAGUCCUUCCAGCCCACCGGCCAGAGCUCCAAGCUCAGCGGCUCCGAAGGGCUGGGAGGUGCUGCGCUUCCGCGGCCGGAGGACAGUAGAGGAGUAGCGGCUCCGCUUGGCCUGGCCCUGCCCUCCCUCGAACCUGCGGGAGGUUUUCCCCGCCCACCCUCUGAGGACUGCCCUCCUGAACAGACAGAGGAGCAGGGAGAGGAGGAGGGAGCCUACGACUGCACCUUGUCCUGAAGCCAGGAGUGUGUGUGAGUGUGCGCGUGUGUGUGUGUGUGCGCGUGUGUGUGUGCGUGUGUGUGUGCGUGCACAGAGAGUACCUCUCCUGCAGGUUCUCCACUUCAGUCAGUAUUAUCCACUCAUCAGAUUUGCCCUGUGUCAACGAGAACCCCUGUGGAUACGGAGAGACAGACAGCCUGACUGGCACAAAGACACACACAACCACAGACGGGGUUCAGUCGGAUGGUUCCUUUUCUAAAAGGCCUCAUUUUACCAAAAUGUGCGGUUAGACAAAAGGCAACCUAUGUCCGUUUGUGUGUUUAUACAUCAGGUUGUGGUGUUUGGAAGCUGUAGACCAGCACAGGAAAGCACCAGGCUUCUUUUUUUUUUUUUUUUUUUAUUAUUCCAAGACAGAUUGUUUGUUUUGUGUGCGUAACUUUUGUUUGGCACUCAUUCAAGUGCAACUGGAGACUUUUGAAAUGUUUUUCUUUGUUUUUGUUCACUGUCCAGACAAAAAGCUCCAUUGUUGUCCUUUGGUUUAAGAAUCAGUUCAAAGACAAAAAAAACAAACCUGAGUUUUUUUUUUUGCAUCAGCAUCAUGCUACAUUGCUAAGCAAAAUGUAGAACAAAGCUCGAGUCAAGAACCGAUUACACGAUGCACUGAGGUGUGUCUGAGCCGACAGUACAGUGUGCCGUUCUGUUUGUGUGCACAAGAGGGGUUUCAUACUUUCAUACCUCAUAUGAUUUAAAAAUAUUUUGUGAUACCUUUUUCAAUAAUGUGAGUGUACAAGAUAGCAUUAUUUUUCUAUCGAUUACACCUUGUCCCUCUUGAGUCUCCCUGACUCGAUGGUAUGAAUUCUAUGUAAUUCUUGAGAAGUGACGACCUUAAGAUUUCUAAGAAAAUGAUCCCUGAGAAGAAUCCACUGUUGUGAGUGCAGACUAGUUUCUUACCACUGAUCAGUACUGUUCAUGUUUUUGUUCUUCACGCACCAUGAAUUUGCUGAAGUCCAGGCCCAAAGUGUCUGAGCCUGAGUCCGCUGUCUGAUCCUCUUCAUGUGGUCCAGAUUUUAGACAACAAGCAGAUCAGCGUUGAGCCUUCCCGAGGUGAGCGGAUUUAAGGCUGCAGUGCAGUGAAGGCGCUUUAAAAACCAAAUCAUAUGAUGCUUUAUCCAGCUUUUAAACCCACAUUUGGGUUUCAGUCUCCCUCUGGGAUAUUCAAAAAUGUGUUUCCUAUCAUCAGCGAAACAGACUGUUAAUAUUGUGUUAUUAAAGCCAUCCUACUCUGUAGAUUCUGUACCUAUCCCUUGUUGAAAGAGCAUCAUUUGAUUCCCUCAUCAGUAGUGUUAACGGUGACACGUCAGUAUCACUUUCAAAGUGAGGAUAAGAUUGAUUUUUGUCGUUGUGUAAUGAAUGAGUUGUUGUGUAAUUUGCCCCUCAUCAUCAUCAUAAGGACUUAUAUUUCAUCCAGUCCAUUAUGCAUAUUGCAUCCCAGAACCGCUUGAGACGAUGAUUGCCGGUUCGUGUGUGCUCCUGCGUGGAUUUCUGAACGCGUGUACCACGUCGUAUUGAGAGCGUGUUGACAUGUUUGGUGACUUUCAUCACAUGCUAAUUGAUUUUAUCAUUUUAGUCCUCAUUAUUAUUAUUACUAUUUAUUGGCAUUAUAGCGGAGUGGUAAUUACUAGAUUGAUGCUUGGUUGGUUUUUAUGACCGAUGACAAACUUCUCCCCCUUUUAGUUAAAGUCAUGUAUUGGCUUUCUACCGCAAGCACUAAAAGGUUCAAAACGGAUACGUCAGUAUUAUAUUGUGCAAUGUAUUGAAAUGUUACUCAGCUUUAUUUUUUAUGUUCACUACUUAUUUUCCCCAGCUGUUUGCUUUUACUUUUCAUGAUAGACCAAAUCAUAUUUUAAAGACACAAUUUUGCUCUCUUGACGGUGUAUACAAGAUGAGUCGAGUGUGGUAACUAUUGAAAUUUUUAUUUUAUUUUAUUUUUUUUUGUGAAUGGCCUGCAUUGUUAGAACACUCACUAUUUACGAAAGGGCAAAAUGAUGUACAGUCGUCACUCAACAUAAAUCCCAUUGCACCGUCUCCACUCUGAACAAGCCUACAGCCACACUACGCUGCUCCGCUGUAAGCUUUACAAGACGAACCAAAGACUUCAUGUCCAGAGGCCUUCUGUUUUAACCGGUUGCUUUGAUUGAGCGCUUGACUUGUUAUGACGUCACACACACCCUUACCCCGUCCCUGUCAUCAGAAACAUAAACAUUGAUGCUCAAAACUAAUGCUGCCGGCAUAUGAGACAAUUUCCUACGGAAAUGAAUAUCGCAGAUCUUUUCUGGUUUCCUUCUCUGCGGGCAAGGAGCGGUCGGUCAGUUGCGUCUCGUGGUACUCGGUCCUCCCUCCUUCCCUCCCUCCCUCCCAUGUACAGUUUAAAAGUUUUGCCUGUUUCCUGACUCAGCUAAGUUUUAUGUCUGGGGCGGCAGCAGCAAACAUCCUCAAUGCAGUGUAAAGAUACUCUUGUACAUUUGGCUUUUCUACUCAUGUUUGGUUUUCUACUUCAUCUUUUUUUUUUUUCCCCCCCUUGUACAUAAAGACCAAUAAAUUAUUUUUAAAAAU